CUCCCCUCCCCUCCCCUCAUCCUCCCCUGCCGGACCGACCCGCCGGGCGGAACCUUUAUUCCCCCACCCCCCCGGGGACGGGGACCGGGUCGGACCGGAAGUCGUGUGCCGGCUGUGGGAUGGCGGGGCUGCGGAGGUCGGGCCGGGCCUGGGCCGCAGCCUCGGCCUUUCCCCGCCUCACACGGGCAGCGAGGCGCUGGCUGAGCGGGGCCGACGGCCGGCGGGUCCGGGCAGCGCCGCCCUGGAGAAUUCUCUUCUUCGGAACCGACGCGUUUGCGCAACGGACGCUGCAGGAGGUGCACGGGCGCAGAUCCUUAGAUGAUGGGAAUCUGCUCAUAGAACGGCUGGAGGUUGUUACUUUGCCAAGCACUAACUGUGGUGAGCUCCCUGUGCGAAGGUACGCUAAGAUGAAUCAAAUUUCAGUUCACGACUGGCCUUGCCUCACGGAGUGUCAUCACUUUGAUGUUGGAAUUAUCGUAUCGUUUGGCGCUCUGCUCAGUGAUGUCGUCAUUCAGCAGUUCCCAUAUGGAAUACUGAAUCUCCAUCCCAGUCUCCUUCCAAGGUGGAGAGGUCCUGCUCCAAUUUUUCACACCCUGAUCCAUGGUGAUCAGGUGACUGGUGUAACCAUCAUGCAGAUUCGACCCAAAAGGUUUGACAUUGGCCCCAUUCUAAUGCAGCAGGAGUGUCCUGUUCCUCCAAGAUGUACGUCUGAUGAACUAGGAGCGAUACUGGCAGAAAAAGGUGCUGAAAUGCUGCUGUCGGUGUUGAGGAAUCUGCCGGAAUAUGUUGAGAAUCAAUGGGAGCAAAGCAAGGAGGGUGUCACAUUUGCUCCUAAAAUCACUGUUGCUGACAGUUGGGUGAAUUGGGAGGAACAAACAGUGGAGGAGCUUGAUCGGUUAAACCGGGCGAUAGGAUCCAGGCUGCCAUUGCGGACGCUGUGGAUGGGCAGGACCGUGAAGCUGUUGGAUUUAGUGGAUGUAGAAGAAAUCCCUGACCUCCCGGCUGCCACACAGGAACAGUUAAUCCCAGGGACUGCCCACUUCCAUAAGGAAUCAAACGUGCUCCUGGUGCGCUGCAAGAACGGCUGGACUGGCUUCAAACAAGUGGUGUUGAAGAAGUUGCUUACGGCUGCAGAUUUUUACAAUGGAUACCUCCAUCCAUACUUUCAAGGAAAUGCAAUUCAUCAAAAUGUAGCCAGAUUUCAGACACACACACCUAAAGCAAAGAUCAAAAAAAUGCCAAAAUGAACUGGAUUGUGACAAUGAUAAAGAUGUAAGUGUAA
Pristis pectinata (smalltooth sawfish) is the source of this 1282-nucleotide messenger RNA. It is a transcript of the gene mtfmt, whose product is annotated as mitochondrial methionyl-tRNA formyltransferase. The record is from RefSeq and is a predicted model, not a curated record. Bases 120 to 1247 code for a protein of 375 amino acids. Gene Ontology annotation, cellular component: mitochondrion. Gene Ontology annotation, molecular function: methionyl-tRNA formyltransferase activity. The transcript is spliced from 9 exons. Gene Ontology annotation, biological process: biosynthetic process; conversion of methionyl-tRNA to N-formyl-methionyl-tRNA. NCBI's taxonomy places the organism in Eukaryota, Metazoa, Chordata, Chondrichthyes, Rhinopristiformes, Pristidae.